AAAAAAAAUUGUGCUUUUUUUUAAUUAGGUACAUGUCUAAUUGUAAUAAUUGUUUAUUUAAAUUUCAUGCAGUGAAGUGGGAAAAGUGUGAAAAAUUGUAUUGAGCCUUAUACUGAGAUAACAAAAAUGUCUAAAAAGAAAAGUUGGAUUUCACCGUUUUUGAAGCAAAGCUUUGUGACAGCAGCUGUCGGUUUCAAUAUCAUCGGUCAUGGCUGCAGUAUUGGAUACCCAGCCAUCCUUCUACCCCAGUUGGUUGACUCCCACAUUCAGUUGGACGCUGAAGCCACCUCAUGGAUAGCAUCCGUACUCGGCAUCACGCAGCUAUUUGGCAGCUUCAUAACUCCUCCUAUAAUGAGUCGGUGUGGGCGUAAAAUGGCUCACUUUGCUGUUCUCAUGCCCAUGCUUGUCAGCUGGUUCAUAAUCAUCCAGGCAACCGGAUUUUCGGAUUUACUAUGGGGCAGAAUUCUUCAAGGUCUAUCAAUCGGCAUGCUGGCACCACUGCGCUCAGUUCUUGUGGGAGAAUACUCCAGUCCGAAAUACAGAGGCGCCUUCCUCACAACAGUCUCUUUGACGCAAUCCUUCGGGAUAUUUUUCGUACAUUUGGUAGGAUCGUUGCUAAGCUGGCAGCAGACAGCACUUGUCUGCGUGUUCUUCUCAUUUGGAAGCUUGGUGAUGACCAUCUACUCGCCAGAGUCACCGAGCUGGCUAGUGUCCAAGGGACGGUAUGAAGAGUCUAGAGAAGUCUUCCGAUGGUUACGAGGAGAUGACGAGGAAGAAGAACUUGAAGAAAUGAUCGAAGCAAGAAUACUUUUUGAAAGAGAAGUCAUCUACCAAAAAUCUAGUAAAAAGGGAAAUCGUUUUCAUGAUGUAACAGAAAUGGUAAAGAAGAAAGAGUUUUACAAACCAAUCAUUCUGAUGAUGCAUGCGUACGUCAUGGUGAACUUUGCUGGUGGUACUACAAUGUCUACUUACUCGACUAUAAUCAUUGCUAUGAUCAUGGGUCCAGAAGUUAAUGCCCAUUUCUGGAUGAUAUUUCUGGACACACAAAGACUGAUAUCAAAUUUCCUUGCUGUUUUUGUCAUCAACAAGUUCAAGAGAAGAACUAUGAUGUUUGUGACUGGAGGACUAUCGAUAUUCAGUCAGUUUGCUAUAGCUGCUUACGUAUAUUGCAAACAGAAUAAUAUGUUACCAUAUGAUGCCCUAUGGAUUCCGGCUUUGCUGAUCAAUUUGAAGUUUUUCACAGUGGCUACCGGAAUGCUUCCGCUACCAAACGUCAUAGGAGGCGAAGUGUUCCCUCUGGAGUACAGGAAUAUAGGUGGAAGCAUCAGUUUAGUGUCCCUAUCAGCUACAUUCUUUCUGGUUCUGAAAACUUUCCCAGGAAUGGUAGAGGGAAUUGGCCUUCAUGGAACAUAUAUAGUGUACGGUGGCAUUCUGUCUUUCUGUAUGUUUGUUAUCUGGUUGUUAUUGCCGGAGACUAAAGGGAAGACUCUUCAGCAGAUUGAAGAUGAGUUUCGUGGUAGACCGCUGGCUCCUGACGAGAUGGAAGCGAGGAUGUCUCUGCAUUCCAAUCCUGUUGAGAUUUACAGGAGAAAAAUGUCUCGGAGAUGCAGCAGUCCUGUUAUACCAUAUUGAGUGAUAAUUUAGAAUAGCGUGAAAGUUUAUUUACGUGAAGAAAUAAUUCGAAGAAGUUUACAUAUUGUUUGAAAACUAAUAUUGUGAUGUGCCUUUGAUACUUAUAUGUAAACUGAAAUCAAGAACGAUAUGGAUAAUUGGCUAUGAAAGCUAGAUUUGUUAUUGCUAGUAACUUUGAGUCAAACAAAAGGAUAUAACCUGCUGAAAUUAGCAAUACAUUUAUGAGUACUA
This is a messenger RNA of Manduca sexta (tobacco hornworm), 1863 nucleotides long. RefSeq names its product facilitated trehalose transporter Tret1-like. Bases 127 to 1632 code for a protein of 501 amino acids. NCBI's taxonomy places the organism in Eukaryota, Metazoa, Arthropoda, Insecta, Lepidoptera, Sphingidae. Gene Ontology annotation, cellular component: membrane. The transcript is spliced from 4 exons. Gene Ontology annotation, biological process: transmembrane transport. Gene Ontology annotation, molecular function: transmembrane transporter activity. The record is from RefSeq and is a predicted model, not a curated record.